AUGGUGACAGAGUUAUCUGGCGUGGGUGUAAGAGAAGGCUGCCUUGGUGAGAGGGAGAUUCUGGAAACAUGCGAGAGGCGCCUGGAGGAGGCCAAUGCCGACCUUAAGAGUACGGUGCUCGCUUGCCAGGCAGUAGAAGCCAGACACACGAAGGCAGUCAGUGAUCUCAAUGCUUGUUUGAAGGCCUUGGCAGACCUGCCAGAGCAGAUUCAAUUCGCUCUGCCACGGAGGAUCCGCGAGCAAGAAAGCCUGAUCAACAGAAAGAGAUCGGCCUUGACAGAUGCGGAGAACAAGAAGGAAUCGGCAAAAUCAGACAUUACCUGGACUUGUUCUGGCUUCAGCCAGGCACACAGCAAGUUCUCCAGCGCAAAGCGAGCAGAAAGCGGGGCGCAAAGUGAUUUGAGGCGAGCUGAGUCUGAUCUUCAUCUUCGAUCUCUUGAAACGAAGCUACGCAGAGCUGAAGAGCGUCACGAAAGAUGUCGAGGGGAGACUCCUUCUUUGGAAACUGUCAAGGACAGCUUGGACCAGGAGUGGCUGCCGCAGAAAGAGCAUUGCCGUGUGGCGGCAGCAGACUACCAGAGAAAGCAGAAGCAGUUCAUCCCGGAGCGUGCUCGGAGCCACUACGACGACUCAUGCGAGAAAUCUUGCCUGGAGUCCAGCAGGGGUUCAUGCGCAGUCGUCGAGGGCAACCAGGAUGGGGCAUCCCAUGUUCGUGGAGGAGUUCAUGUCCCAUGUGCGCCACCUGAGCCUUCGUGGAUCAUGGGCCCCCUCCGAGAUGCCGAACAAGAGUCCUUGGAGAAGCAGUGCCAGAGGAUCCUGCAGGUCCAACAUCCUCAGUUUGCACAAAGCAUCCUUAAGGUGGGCUGGCUCUGGAGGAAGGGCCGGGUGUGGGGCUGGGACAAGCACUUCGCUGUGCUUGAGUCUGCUGAUGCCGUGCGCUCGGCUGUUCUACGCUUCUACGAAGACGACCCCUCCUCCAACCAGGAGAUUUCAGCUUCCGCUCCCUCCAUUAUCUUGUGGGAUGCGAAGGGUGUAAAAGCCAAAGCUGGCCCACACUAUGGCCUCAAGGAUGGAGAGCUGUGCUUCAAACUCUACCACUUCUACACCGAUUACAGAUUCUGUGUUCCAAAGGACGUGCCCAGAGACAAGUCUACUGAACGUGCCGAGUGGAUGGAUUUGCUGAGCUCAAGCAUGAACUUUUCGAACUGGGAGUAG
This is a messenger RNA of Symbiodinium natans, 1215 nucleotides long. Lineage: Eukaryota; Dinophyceae; Suessiales; Symbiodiniaceae. The record is from the annotation of a GenBank genome assembly.